This is a messenger RNA of Jaminaea rosea, 1513 nucleotides long. RefSeq lists its product as hypothetical. NCBI's taxonomy places the organism in Eukaryota, Fungi, Basidiomycota, Exobasidiomycetes, Microstromatales. The transcript has a single exon. The record is from RefSeq and is a predicted model, not a curated record. The coding region runs from base 95 to 1300 and encodes 401 amino acids.
CCUCGCAGCUUUCUGUUGCGUUGCUCGGAGGCGACCUCCAUCCUUCGUCUCUCUACGAUAUCCAGCAUUCAGGACACCCGCCAACAGCGUAUCUAUGGCUCAAACGGGCGGUCAUCCAAUGACUUCGCCGAUGGCGACCGGAGUGUGGCCCAACUCGAGCUCAGCGUCAGCUUCGCCAGCCACUUCGACUCGACCGCUAGGCUCGCGCAACCCGUUUCGGGACGAAGCCUCUGUCGAAGGGGAACGGAGUACGACAGGAUUGAUGCAGCAUGCCACUGGUCAAAGUCAAAGUCCUGCUACAUCGUCUCAACAAGCUUCAGCGCCGUCGCAGAAUCCUCUUGAGCAGCAGACUGGAGUCGACAGCGCCGCAGCGCAGCAAUCACGUACAGACGACCUCGCAACAGCAAUGGCCGCUGCCCGGCUGGACGACAGCGCACCAGCUGAGCCAUCUAGCUCAUCAUCUACAUCGACGCUGACAGACUCAUCCUUCUUGCCUCUUGCACAAUUGAGGCAGUCACACGAGUCAGCGAUGAGGGGGCACGAUACCUUCCAACCUCCCUCCGGCCCCCCACGUUCUCUGCCUACUCGUUCUCACUCCCAAUACUCGAGCCCUUCACACCCUCCGCCUCCUCAACACCACAGUCGCACCUACCAGCCCCCCUUUCAUCCCCCUUCGCAAUCGCACAUACCUCACAGGCCGCGUUCCCCACCUCGCGUCAACCGUGCGCAGGACGCUGGCGAAGCCAACGAUGAUGCCCUUGGAGAAGCCCCGCCCGCUUAUGAAGACGUGCUGAGGGCGCCGGAGGGAAUGGCUUUGCCGCCACAGACUAGAUUGCAGCAGGAGGAGAGAGAGCAGCAAUUUCAACAGCAGCAGGCCGCUGCGGGGCCAUCGACGAGGCCGGAGGGGAUGCACCACAGCCCACCGAUGCACCCGCCGACGCCUACAGGAGGGUCAGGAUCCUACGGCGGCGGAGCAGGGCCGCCACACUUUGGCCCUCCGCCUCACCAGCCCUACCAGCACCAGCAGCACCAACAGCACCAGCAAGGAUGGGGAGGCUCCUACCAACCUCAUCAUUCAUCCUACAACGCCUACCAGUCCUCCUAUCAACCCUACCAUCAGCCUCCCUUCAGCCCUCACGGCCACGUCCAGCCGGCCCGACCCCUCGUCGUACAACCAGGAGACCCGCGUAUCGGCGGCUACUUGUGUUGGAAGUGCAACGGCUCGGGUGCAAAGACAAGUUGGUUCUGGGGAGACGAGGGUCCUUGUAGUGCUUGUAGGGGAAUGGGAAGGAUACUGUAGCGAGCGGCACACGGAUACGUCGAGCGAGAGGACAGCGUUGAUUACUGGCAGUCAAAUGUGAUACCCAUAGCUGCCACAUGCUCCUCAAUCUAUUAUCAUUUUACUUCUCUCUCUCUCACCUCGACAGCAGCAAGUCGUCAAUCUUGAGGAUCAACGACACGCACUCACUAGCCAGUGAGAUCGCAGACGUGUUCACCAAGAGCGGCUGCAACA